Molecule: messenger RNA, 1517 nt
Organism: Daphnia pulicaria
Lineage: Eukaryota; Metazoa; Arthropoda; Branchiopoda; Diplostraca; Daphniidae
Product: alpha-(1,3)-fucosyltransferase C-like
Exons: 1
Coding region: 105-1328 (407 amino acids)
Cellular component (GO): membrane
Molecular function (GO): alpha-(1->3)-fucosyltransferase activity
Source: RefSeq, a predicted model, not a curated record
GUGUAGGGACGAUUCAGAUUAAAUGUAUUGUACAUUAUUGAGGACCUUGGUGCAUCGUGUAAAAAUUCGCAGAGAACGUAAGCUCAUCACGAUUUGUAAGAGUUAUGAGUGGUAUUACGAUUAUGUUGCCAAUUCGUGCAUUUAUGCGAGUGUUUCUCUUGUGCAUCUGCAUGUCGCUGCUCUUGUUAUUCCUAUACAUAACGUAUUUUGGUAGUGAAAUCGACAGACCUGGACUUCUUCGAGUGGCGAUCGGUACAAAUGACUCAAUGAAUGAUACCGACAAAUGGAAAAGAAUUUCGGUCAUCAAAGGCAUCAAAAAUAUUUUACUAUGGAAUGAAUUGUGGGGCUAUAGAUUUGGAUUGGGGAAAGCGGCAUUUCUAAACUCCGGUUGUCGGGUUGACAACUGUUUCAUCACUAACAAUGCCAGUCUAAUGCCGCACGAAAAUUUCGACGCUAUUCUCAUCCAUCCGCCGACACAGAAAACUCCAAAAGAAUUCACAAAUCGACGACCCGAUCAAAUAUUUGUGAUGUUUUCCAACGAGCCACCCGAUCACAUGCCAUCAGAGUUGAAGUCAUUCGAUAACUACUUCAAUUGGACCAUGACCUAUCGAAGCGGAUCAGAUUUCCAUCUCAAGUAUGGUGAAAUAAUUCCUCUGGAUACUGCGCCAAAAACAGAAACUGAGGCAACAACCAUGCGAGAACAAAUGGUUCAUUUUGGCAUGAAUCCGGCUCUUGGAAAGACGAAAUUGGCCAUUUGGUUGGUAUCCAACUGUUACGCCAGAAGCAACAGACAAGGAUACGUCAAAGUGUUGAAAAACUACAUGGAUGUGGACAUUUUCAGUAAAGAUGGCCAAUGCGGAGGUGAGGAUCGUUGUCCACGUAGUCAGAACGAAGACGUUUGCUACGACAUGAUUGAGAAAACGUACAAGUUUUACUUUUCAUUCGAGAACUCGAUCUGCGAGGAGUACGUCACGGAAAAGUUCUUUGAAAUGAUGGGCAGGAACAUUGUGCCCGUCGUGCUGGGCGGGGCCAAUUACAGCGCCAUCGCUCCUCCGCAUUCUUACAUCAGUGCUUUAGAUUAUACUCCCAAACAGCUGGCCAAAUAUUUGAAGGAACUCGACAGCAAUGACACUUUGUACGCAGAGUAUUUCUGGUGGAAACCACACUACACCGUUCGCAACCUCUACGGAACAAGCAGACAGACAUUCUGCGACUUGUGCGAAGCCCUUCACUCAACACCUCUGAAAAGGGGAACAGUCAACGGUUUAGAAAAGUGGUACAUGAAGGAAUCCCAUUGUGCGAACAUGCCAAUAAUAAUAAGGAACUAAACUAACUACCGAAAAAGAUGCUUCCCUAAAUAUCCACUGCAGAAGACUCACGGCAGAUCCCGUAAAACGUAUGUACUGAAAUCAACACAUAAAGGAUGAAGUUAAAAUGUUAUUUCAUUGAAACCUAAAAAGUUUAUUAUUUCUUUUUCUGCAACUUCAUAAAGUUGGAAUAAACAAUUGAGAUUUCUA